AUGGAAUAUGAAUUUGACGAGAGCUCUUUAGAAGUCUUAAAACAAGCCUUUACAUGGAGCGACUAUGAUCGUGAUGGACAAAUAAGGUAAAAAAAAAUCAGCCGACAAGACUUAAAAAUGUCAAGUGGCUUAGAAAGGGAUGAGGAAGUCGAAGCCUUGUUUUUAGCUUUCAAAGAGUCAGCAGGAAGUUUUGAGAAUCAAGAUACUGUUACCUUUGAAGAAUUCUGUAGAGGAAUCAUUGAUUUUCCUUUUCUUCUUGAACAGUUUAAACAGGAUUUCCAAGUUACAAAUAUGAGCAGGUCUCCUGAUAAAGCUGACAGUGAUGGGGAAAAUGAUGUUGGGAGAUGUGUAAGAGAACUGAGGACUUAUAAAUCACAAGAAGGCAAUGACACAAGCACGAUGCUGUUUUUGUAUUCAGGACUGCAAGAGUCCAUUAUGAAUUUUAAUAAUGCGAUAAAAAUUCCUUAUACAUCGUCAAUUACCAAUGAAACCCAAACUCCAGAAGAACUGAUGGAUACCUUGACUGAGUCUUUAAAUAGGCUUCAAGCUAAAGCUCGGCAAGAAAACAAUGCAGCUUUAUGAGAUACUUCAUCAGGGUCUAUUCAGUUAUUAAACUUAUUAAGAGACUCGUUACAGUAUUAUGAUGAUUCUUCAAAAAAUGCGAAAAAUAAGCUAACUUCCCCCUCUCCGUGAGUGAACAAAACCAUUAGAAAUAUCCCUAUUUUUUGCCAAAAAACCCACCCUCUGUGAGUGAACAAAAAUUUUUAAUAGAAAAAAUUUUUAUGGAAAAAAAAUUGAUAUAUAAGUGAUAAUUAUUAUAAUGAAAUCUCGAGCUAAUUCUGUUUAAUUUUAAACAAAUUGCGUUUUAAAAAACAUAAAUUUUUCUAAAUUAAAUUAAUAUCUGCUUCCCAAUUUUUGCAAAUUAAAUGUUUUUUUAAAAUUUCGAAACAAAAUUAACCCCCUCCGUGAGUGAACAAAAUUUUUUUGCUCCCUCACGGAGGGGGGGAGUAAGAGAAUCCCAGCUAGCUUUCGAUUCAUUAAAGCAGCACUGCAAUCGCUUAGAAGAAUCCAACAAAGUUCUAUCAUUUUCCUUAUAAAUAAUCCUAUUAUCCUCAUAAUUCUACUAAAUACCUAUUUUUAUAUAUUAUACCUAAUCAUAGAACUUAAAAAAUUAUUAUAAAAUCAAGGAUUUAUUUAUUAUAAAAUAGCAGGCCAAUAAAAAAAAUUUAGCCUCUAUAAUAAGAUAUAGCAUAUUAUCGCAACUUGAUGAGCUUGAAGUCGAAACAAAAGAAACCAAAGAAGCUCAUUCACAAACAUUAGCCCAAAAGCAAAAUUUACAGUAUAAAUUAAGACAAGCCGAACACUCUCGGGAAGAGUCUUUAGACCAAAUGGAAAAAAUAAAAAAUGAUAUUUCAGAAAAAGAAAAAGCAAUUUCUCAGCUAGAAAAAGAAUUAAGAAGACUAAACAGCAUGAAAAAAAUCCAAGAAAUCAGAGGAACUAUAGGAAAAAACGCUGGAGACCUAAAAAAACAGCAGCAGCUUAUAGACUAUCGACAAAGCAUGCCCAUAAAAGGAGCGACACCUAUUUUAUCACCUAAAAAUAAAGCGAAAGAAGAGCACAAAGGGUUUGUAGACCCAUCACAAAAGCUUAAAAACAAAGACGAAAGAAUUAAGCGGCUUGAAAAUGAAUUAAGAAAAGCAAACGCCCAGGAAGUCAAAUUAAGAGAAGACUUAGAGGCAGUUAAAACAGAAAACCAGAAAUUAAUUUUUAGGCUAAAAGAAGCCCAAUUAUCAAUUCAAGAAAAAAGAGACUCUGCAUUUGAAGAUGAAACCAUUGAAAACACGUCAAAUUUGUAUGAAGAAAUGAAAAUGAUCGGGGAAAACUAUGAAAGAAAUACGAGAGACUCAAAACAGCCGGUUUAUAAGCAAAUAAGCGUAAAUAAGGUAGAUGUGGAGACACAAACUUCAAAAGUCCAGAAAAACAAAGAAAAAAAUAAAGGGAAAGAAAGGUCGUCAUGCUUUUCAUGUUUUUAA
Molecule: messenger RNA, 2033 nt
Organism: Blepharisma stoltei
Lineage: Eukaryota; Ciliophora; Heterotrichea; Heterotrichida; Blepharismidae
Source: the annotation of a GenBank genome assembly